Messenger RNA from Anopheles merus, 1239 nucleotides. Its product is annotated as microfibril-associated glycoprotein 4-like. Bases 56 to 1147 code for a protein of 363 amino acids. Lineage: Eukaryota; Metazoa; Arthropoda; Insecta; Diptera; Culicidae. The record is from RefSeq and is a predicted model, not a curated record. The transcript has a single exon.
AUCAGUUGCUGUUGGUGCGGGAUUGGGAGCGGCACAUCACUUGGCGCGGGUUAAGAUGUAUUCUCGUGUGCUGUCGGUUGUGUUGUGCUGGUGUUUGUCGUUGCUGUGCGUGAGUGUGGCUGGAAGUAAUGAUACAGCUACCGUUCCUGCGGAGAAGUCUACGGAUCCGAGCUCCACCGGGUACGGGUUUGAGAUGAUAAUGGCCAAACUGGACUACCUACAGUACAAGCUGCUCGAGAUGGACUUUGUGAUGAAGGAGCACAGCGAAGGUAUCGGACAGAACCAGGCCCAUCUGGAGAAAGUGUUCGGCAGCAUGCUGUGGGCGAUCAGUCGGCUGGAUCAAGCGGUGGGCAACAAUCUAACCGCGCUGCAGGCCCAAUCCUGGAAGAUACUAUCCCGCCAAACCAUCUGCUCCAACCACGACCAAAUGCGGAGUGAGCUGUUCAGUCUGGCGCCGAGACAGGGCCUUGCGCCCAAUGCACGCUCCCUGUUCGAGCUGCAGGGUAUGCGGCACAAGGGCCCGUUCGAAUCGUGCCGCGAUGAGCCGUCCAAGAUGUCGGGCAAGUAUUUGCUGCGGGCGAGCAACGACGUGGAACCGUUCCCGGCGUACUGCGAGCAGACCAAGUUCGGCGGUGGUUGGUUGGUGAUACAGCAUCGGUUUAAGGGUGCGCUCGAUUUCUUCCGCAACUGGACGGAGUACCGGGAUGGGUUCGGGAACGUCGAUCAGGAGUUUUGGAUUGGGCUGGAGCGCUUGCAUCAGCUGACGUCGGUCAAACCGUACCAGUUGCUGAUCGAGGUGGAAGACUUUGCCGGUGACUAUCGGUACGCUCGGUACAAGGAGUUUGAGAUUGGCAGUGAGGCGGAGAUGUACAGCUUGAAGAAGCUGGGCGCGUACAGCGGCACGGGCGGCGACUCGCUGACGUACCACAAGGGGCACAAGUUCACGACGAUGGAUCGCGAUAACGAUGGGGCACCCACGAACUGUGCGGUGACGUGCGAGGGUGCCUGGUGGUACAACAACUGCCACCAUUCGAAUCUGAACGGCCGGUUCAUGAACGCGGUGGAUGUGAAGUCGAUCUCGUGGUAUCAUUUCAAGAGCUCGCACCAGGGCAUGGCUUACACUAGGAUGAUGAUAAAGGAGGUUUAGGUUGAUGCAAGUGGUGGAAUAAUGUGUAAGAUAAAUAAAAUAAAGCGCCGGUUGUAAUGCGUAUGGUUGCCCAAGUGGCAAAUAGUAUUAAA